Drosophila sulfurigaster albostrigata is the source of this 1036-nucleotide messenger RNA. RefSeq lists its product as uncharacterized. Gene Ontology annotation, molecular function: protein binding. The record is from RefSeq and is a predicted model, not a curated record. The coding region runs from base 79 to 951 and encodes 290 amino acids. Lineage: Eukaryota; Metazoa; Arthropoda; Insecta; Diptera; Drosophilidae. The transcript is spliced from 2 exons.
GGAUUGUCCGAUAAUGUAUUUAAGACGUUGCCAAGACCCAGUUCAGGACACAGAAGACCCUCGAGGUGAAGUUACAAGAUGUUUAAGCUCAGUUUCGUUUUGGCCGCAGUGCUGCUGUGUUCCGUAAUUGUCACAGCGCAGGUGAAGCCAAAUUCAGAGAUCGGCCGGGUUACAGUCCAAGUGCCGUUGCUGGUGAAUGGAAAGCCCGUGAUCACCCAGGAUAAAGUAGAUGAUGUGACGGAGGAGGUGGCACGUGUUGUUGAGGUGAAACCAGGCAAGGUAAGCACCACUGAGCAGGUUGUGGUGCCACCCACUGUGAGCAAGCCGGUGGCCAAGGUGCGCAAGAUGAGAGCUAUAGUGGAGACAGUUAAUCCAGGAGUACCUAAUCCUGGCAAGCCCAAUCCUGGUAUCCCAAAUCGCGGUUUGCCCAACCCUGGAGUACCAAACCCCGGAAUGCCAAAUGCCGGAGUGCCUAACCCUGGCAUGCCCAAUCCUGGUAUCCCUAAUCGCGGUUUGCCCAACCCUGGAGUGCCCAAUCCUGGCAUGCCUAAUCUUGGCAAGCCCAACCCUGGUGUUCCCCAUGUGGCUGCCUCGGAAGUUCAACCCGUCGUCGUACAAGCGCCCGUCACAACAACGACCCCAGUUGAGAUGCCCAAAACAGUGGCGACAAGAAACUGCUUCCAGCUGUUGUUGGGCGAUAUGACGACCACGCCCCAUCCUAUGCCAAUGCCGCCCACUGAGCCCGAAAACUGUGAUGCAGUGUGCACCAAGUUCGAGCUGCUUCCGAUUUGUGCCACCAAUGGCGUCUGCAUCCAUGAGUUCCCAAAUCAGUGCAUCAUGGAUAGCUUCAACUGCAAGCAUCGUGAUUCAGCGUUCCGCGAAGUCGAUGAGCAAGUCUGUCGCAGGGGUUUGUGUGCAAGGCGUUGCACUCCAGAAGAUAUCAAUAUGUAAUUUUAAUUAACAUUUUACUUGUUUGAUAUUAUUAAAUUUGCUUAUAAAUAAAAAAUCAAUUUAAUAUCAUAUGAUAUAUGAAAAA